Messenger RNA from Caretta caretta (loggerhead turtle), 1589 nucleotides. RefSeq names its product CD209 antigen-like protein C. The record is from RefSeq and is a predicted model, not a curated record. NCBI's taxonomy places the organism in Eukaryota, Metazoa, Chordata, Testudines, Cheloniidae.
CUUCCCCGCAGUGCUUUGGAUACAGCUCAAUGAGCAGGAGGACACAUGCUGGGGUGACCGGCCUGCCCUUGUCAAGAGCCAGCCGCAGCCCCAUGGUGUUCCUCUGACCGAGGAGAAAAGAGAGCCCUGCUGAGUACUCGCUCUGCACGGCUCGUACAACAGCAGAAGACAGGAGAACGCUACUGCCAAUUCACUGUUUGCUCUGGAGGGAUACAUGGUGCUUGGUCUUAGCCACGGCCGGGUGUCUGGCAGGAGGAGGAAGCUGAAACGCGGAUCUGUGGGGAAAAGGAAAGAUGGAUCCGGAAGCUGAGGUCACCUACGCGGAUCUGAAAUUUCUUCCCAGAUCGCAGGAAACGGAUGUGAAGAAAGCAGAAUCAAAGCCCCCUGCCCAGAAGACGUCUCCGUGGGCUUGGCUAGCAACAGUGGUGAUUCUCUGUGUGCUGUUCCUAGUGGCGUUAAUUUCCCUGAGUAUCCUGUAUUCCCGGCUCCUAGCUGGCAACAUGCAGCUUCUAGAGGAAUCCAAGCAAGCCAAGAGCAAACUGCAGCAAGCGGAAGGGAGAUACUCCCAGUUACUGCAGUUGGCGUUGCACACAAAGAUCUGCGCCCUGGAGUCCCCGUCCUCCAACACCUCAGAGCCCCGCAAUAUCAGCUGUACCUUCUGCCCCUACCAAUGGAUUUCAAACAAAGGGAGGUGUUACUACUUUUCUCCAAGUCCUUUAUCAUGGAAUGACAGCAGGAGAAGCUCCCAGAGGGAACAGGCCGAGCUAGUGGUCAUUUCCGAUCGGGAGGAGCAGGACUUUCUCAGCAAGCAGCAAAGCUUUGCGGAUUAUUGGAUUGGCCUGACGGAUGUGGCCCAAGAAGGCUCCUGGAAGUGGGUGGAUGGCACUGACUUAAACCAAAUGGAGAAAUUUUGGUUCUCUCCCCAGCCAGAUAACUAUCACAAUGAGGACUGUGCAACUCUGACCACCAAACAACCCCUGCCACUUAACUGGAAUGAUGUCCCGUGCUACGAAUUUUUCCCCUACAUCUGUGAAAAGGCAGCCAACACUCUCACCAUCUAAGCUUCCUCUGACUCGGAACAUCUUGUUCACUGUGGCCAAUGAUGCAGCGUCCCCGAAUGCCACUGGGCUCCUCCUGAGCCAGUUCAUCUCCUGUUGGACAAACACCCAAUAGAGGGUGCUGAGGACUCACCUUUGCAGCUGGCUUGGCAGAAGCCACAGGCUGUCCAGUCCCAUUUUCCAAAGGGUAUUUUUGCCUAGAUCCACACAGGGUCUUCAGAGCUUAGCUCCUAGGUCUAGGCACCGCGGAGGUCCACAAAACCCCUGCUCAGCUGUGGCCUAACCUUGUAGGCACCUAAAUUCACUUGGCACCUAAACUUUUGCUCUAAAAAUCUCUCUAGAAUCCUAAAUUUUCUACCUCUGGGCAUGCCUGCCCAGUGCCUGCCUCCCAGCACAGAGCAGGUGCAGAGAGGUGUAAUGGAAGGCUCGACUGUAUUCUGUGGUUCAGCCACUUGGUGAUACUGUGUGAGUAACCCUUAUUGAAGCUAACCUCGGCCAUACUUGGCCGUCCAUCAAAGAUCUUGUAGUGAA